AUGAUGAGCAGUGGUGUUGUACUAGCAGUUGGAUUUCAGUUAUCAGGUGGAGACAGCCAAACGGAUGCACUAAUUUGGUAUAGCUGGCUUGGUGGAGUAAUUAUCGGCACAAUGCUAGGUGCAAACAGUGUCCUAGAGGAACAUUGUAAAGCUGGACCUCGCAAUGUUGUCAUAACGGGAAGCACAAGAGGGUUAGGAAAAGCACUUGCUCGGGAGUUUCUUCUUUCUGGAGAUCAUGUUGUAAUUGCUUCCCGCAGCCCUGAAUCAGUUCUUCAGACCAUCAAUGAGCUUGAAGAGAACAUACAGGAGGGCCUGUCAGUUGCCAAGAAGAAACAAAGAGAAACUUUAUUACAAGCUAAGGUUGUUGGUACAUCUUGUGAUGUAUGCAAACCAGAAGACGUAAAAAAGCUUGUAAAUUUUGCUGUUGGUGAACUGGGUUCAAUUGACAUUUGGAUAAAUAAUGCUGGCACAAACAAAGGUUUUAGGCCACUGGUAAAUUUUUCAGAUGAAGAUAUUACCCAGAUCGUCUCAACAAACCUAGUUGGUUCUUUGCUCUGCACCAGAGAAGCUAUGGAUGUCAUGCAAUACCAAGAGAAGGGAGGUCAUGUAUUCAACAUGGAUGGAGCAGGAUCUGGAGGAUCAAGCACACCGUUGACAGCUGUUUAUGGCUCAACUAAGUGUGGACUAAGGCAGUUCCAAGCAUCGCUUAUGAAGGAAAGCAGAAGAUCAAAAGUUGGAGUGCACACCGCGUCUCCUGGAAUGGUCCUUACAGAUCUCCUUCUAAGUGGUUCAUCUCUCCAAAAUAAACAGAUGUUCAAUAUAAUAUGCGAGCUUCCAGAAACAGUAGCAAGGACAUUGGUCCCAAGAAUGCGAGUUGUGAAAGGAAGUGGAAAGGCAGUAAACUACUUGACACCACCAAGAAUCUUGCUUGCCUUGGUUACUGCAUGGGUUCGCCGAGGCCGAUGGUUUGAUGAAGAGGUAGGGAGAGCAGUAUAUGCAGCCGAGGCUGAUAGAAUUCGCAAUUGGGCUGAAAGUCGAACACGCUUCUCCUUCACAGAUGCCAUGGAGAUGUACACAGAGAAUACAUGGGUUUCUGUUUUCUCACUCUCGGUCGUCUGUGCAUUCAUAAUGCUUUCCAGUUCAGGCGGACCUUUCCCUGGCACAUAA
Molecule: messenger RNA, 1167 nt
Organism: Triticum turgidum subsp. durum (durum wheat)
Lineage: Eukaryota; Viridiplantae; Streptophyta; Magnoliopsida; Poales; Poaceae
Source: the annotation of a GenBank genome assembly